Molecule: messenger RNA, 1559 nt
Organism: Cydia pomonella (codling moth)
Lineage: Eukaryota; Metazoa; Arthropoda; Insecta; Lepidoptera; Tortricidae
Exons: 15
Coding region: 82-1530 (482 amino acids)
Biological process (GO): sensory perception of smell; olfactory behavior
Cellular component (GO): extracellular region
Molecular function (GO): odorant binding; dibutyl phthalate binding
Source: RefSeq, a predicted model, not a curated record
CAUCACAACACGACAGACAACGUAAACAUCUUCAUAUAAAUAGCAACAAGGCAUAUUUCUUUCAAGUAUUGUUUGUUCAAAAUGAAUAGGCAAGCAUUUGAGUUGAUGUGUUUUUUAACGUUCUUAACAUGUUUUUUGCUGUUCAAUGUUACAUAUGCGAUGACAAGACAACAGUUGAAAAAUUCAGGAAAAAUGAUGAAAAAAUCCUGCAUCCCGAAAAAUGACGUAACUGAAGAGCAAGUCGGUUCAAUAGAGCAGGGAAAAUUUAUAGAAGAAAGAAAUGUUAUGUGUUAUAUCGCAUGCAUCUACACUAUGACUCAAGUAGUAAAAAAUAAUAAGUUAAGUCACGAAGCUGUACUCAAGCAGGUAGACAUGAUGUUCCCGGCCGACAUGCGCGUCGCUGUCAAGGCUAUGGCUGAAAAAUGCAAGGACGUCUCAAAGAAAUACAAAGACAUAUGUGAAGCUUCAUAUUGGACUGCAAAAUGCAUGUACGACGCUGAUCCGGCAAACUUCGUUUUUCCAAUGACUCGAGAACAGCUCAAAAAAACAUUAACGAUGACUAAGAAACAAUGCAUGCCGAAAACCGGAGUAACAGAAGAAAAAGUAGGCAGGAUCGAGCAAGGUGUGUUCUACGAAGAAAAAAACGUGAUGUGCUACGUCGCUUGUAUCUACAAGUCCAUUCAAGUGGUCAAGAACGAGAAAUUAAAUAAAGAUAUGGUGGCAAAGCAAAUCGAUAUUCUCUACCCUGCGGACAUGAAGGCAGCCGUGAAAAAGUCUGUGGCGAAAUGUAUUGACGUUCAUCAAGUUGGAAAGAUAGAGCAAGGCAAGUUUUUAGAAGAAAAGGAUGUAAUGUGCUAUAUAGCGUGCAUUUAUUCAGUUGGUGGUGUGGUCAAAAAUAACAAAGUAACGGUCGAUGCCAUGGUGAAACAGGUUGAUAUGAUGUUCCCGAAUGAAAUGAAAGAUCCCGUAAAAGCAGCUAUAGAAAAUUGCAAAGGAGUAGCCCGACGUUUGUAUUGUAAUCAAGGGAAAUUGACUUCCUUUAUAUGGUUUGAAGAAAACGACAAUCGUUUUGUUGCGCCUUUGUGGCAGCGAAGAUUAGUCAUGGAACGGCAAACCUGGGUGUUUGUUAUGGUGCUUGCUUUUUUAGCUAAUGGAUGUGAUGCUCUAACCAGAGCGCAAAUGAAAAAAUCUGCAGCAGCGUUCAAAAAGAAAUGUAUGGCUAAAGAAAAUGUUUCUGAAGAUAUGAUCGGGGACAUAGAAAAAGGAAAGUUUAUCGAAGACAAAGGAGUCAUGUGCUAUAUUGCGUGCAUUUACCAAAUGGCUAAUGUCGUUAAAAAUAACAAACUAAGCUAUGAAGCAUCCAUAAAACAGAUCGAUAUAAUGUAUCCCGCAGAAUUAAAAGAACCUGCCAAAAAGUCGGUGGAAGCGUGUAAGGACAUAUCGAAGAAAUAUAAGGAUUUGUGCGAGGCCUCCUACUGGACUGCGAAGUGUAUUUACGAGCAUGACCCUAAAAACUUUGUAUUCGCUUAGAACGAUUGUUAAUAAAAACUUGAAUAUAA